AAAUAAAAUGGCACAAAGUGAAAAUUUAGAUUUUUCAGGAUUAUUUAAAUUAGAUGUUUUGUUGCACCUCGAUAUUUCUACUUAUAGUUUUUAUGAAGUAGGCCAAAAGAAGUUUUUCGCUUUUUCAAGUGAUAAAGAACUAGUUUUCAUAUAUAUUAACCCUCAGCUUGAACGUUUUGAAAAAAACUAUGAUUGGGAUUUUUUGGAUAACCCAAUAUAUUGUAUGUGUUUCGAACCAAGUGGAACAUGGUUGAUUAUCGUCAGCGAACAAAAAGUGUUAUUAGUGCCAUUUCUUCCACUAUUUAUUCCUCAGAACACUUUUGAUCAGAAAUGGUCACUUUCAAGAGUAACAGUUCUGCCUCUGGGGAAUAUAUUAAAACCUACUUCAUUAGUGUGUUGGUUGACUAAGGAAUCAGAGAAUGUGCUGAUUAUUGGAUCUAAGACAGGAACUAUUACUUUUUAUAGUCUGGAGUCUCAAAAUAUUGUUGGGGAAUGUAAAGUUUCUGGAGAAAUUACAGAUUUGCAAAUAUGUUUUGAUGAUUCAUUGGAUCUGCUGACGCUUUUGAUAUCUAUCAGUAAAACUCAACAAAGCAAGCUAGUGCUGGAGCACCGGUCAUAUGGCUACAACUGGCUACAGCAAACACGAGCACAGGAUAAGGAUAAGAAGGAUGGAUUCAUGUCAUAUAUCAAACAAUUAUCUAAAGAUAAAUUAACUAUUUUCAUACAAGGAGGUUCCAAAGAUGAUAGCAAAUCACAAACAGUGGAGUAUGUUCUUAAACCAACAGAGUACUUGCCUUUAUUCCGUAAGGGCUCCAACAACUGGGCAUUGGCUGCACAGUAUGUCAAUGGAAGACAUUUUUUAACUGCAUUUGAAUUAAAUGAGGGCACAAUUAUUUUAGAAAGUCCAGAUGAAGAUACUCCAUCAAGAACAUUAAGACCCCAUAUCAAGAAGGAUGGUUUAUACAUUCAAGGCCUAUGGUCUCAGAGGCUUGUCUACCUAGUAAGGAAAAAUGAGAUUGAAGUACAUUCUUCAAGCUUUUCUGUAAUUCAGGGUGAAGCCUUGUUGGGGGCCAAACGUGAAACCUCGGAGUUAUGGCGGGCAGAACUUAUGGGCGAUGUACGCCGCGCUCACCUCAUGACUGCAAAGGACCCGCCUACGAUGGCGGGAGGCUGGAAGGAACCUACGUUCAUGUGCGACCUCCAACUGCCCCGGUUUAGCCUCGAACCAUGCUUAAUCGUCACCAAUAAGGGAGCUUUUAUCUUGAAUACUGUUUGUUCAGCGAGCGAGUGGCUGGUGGGCGGCGUGACGCGCGGCGGCGCGGGCGCGGAGCAGGCGUGCGCGGCGCUGGGCGCGGCGCUGCCCGCGCUGCUGCGCGCCGCCGCCGACAUGCUGCUGGCGCGCGCGCGCCUGCCGCCCGCGCACUACCUCUACACGCUGUCGCAGAGCCCCCCAGACGGUUGGGUCGCUCGCUUGGGUGUAUUCGGACGUCUGAACGAGCUCUCCACUUACAAGCAUCCCGGCAGCAGUAUUGGAAGCCUGGGCGACGUCGCUAUAACUGUCAAACUUCUAGCCUCCUUGCUGAACAUAGUUACUGGAAACGAUGACAAGUUUGACUCUGACGUCCAACUAACGGCACUUAAUCAAGUGGAACUAUUAGAACUAUCGUGUUUCGCUGCAGCUGUGGGCCUUUGGGACUUAGUGCCCGUUUUUAACAUAUAUCGCGGAUAUCCCAAUUUAUUGUUGUCUGCACUGAAAUCACGCAGCAAUAUGUGUCGCGGUGCCGUCGACUGUCUGUUGAAGGAGAGAUGCCUCGUGCCACUCUUACUGGAAGACAAUGGCCAGUGGCUUUUUGAUUACAUCACUGACAAGUGUAAUACAUUUGACACCAUGAUCUUAAAGUGCCUCUGUUUAUGGUUGAACCCAUUACAAGAUCAGUUACGACCAGUAAUGCGGGACUUGAAGCAAGGCAUAACUUCGAUUUACACUACGAGACUGCAGCAACUGAUAGCGACUUUCAUACAUAUAGCAUGUGUUAUUGAGGCAAGAGAGCCAUGUCCAGAGAUACAUCUAGAAGUGACAAGACAUCCUGAGACAUGGAAGAACCAGUUUACCCCGAAGAGGGCUUUGAGUUGUGGGCUCGCGCAUUGGGCAGUCGCUGACGAAGGAAACGCUAAGAUCAUGAUGGCUAACACUCCUGUUAACACAGAGGUCAUUGGUAGAGUUAUCGAUGUGGCCUGUGGCAGGCAUCAUACUUUAGUGCUCACCGAAAACGGGAUAUACGCGGCGGGGGACAACUCGUUCGGGCAGCUGGGCGUGGGGUCGGCGUGGGCCGGCGGCGUGGGCGAGGCGGCGGCGGCGGCGGGCGCGCUGCGCCACGUGGCGGGCGCGCGCGCGGCCGGCGCGCCGCUGCUGCGCGUGGCCGCCGGACACUACCACUCCGCCGCGCUCGACGCGGGCGGCAGGCUCUACACCUGGGGAUGGGGCGUCCACGGUCAGCUGUGUCACGGCACUAUUGACGACGAACAUUCGCCAAAGUUGGUAACAAAAUUUCAGGGAAGAAAGGUCCUGAGCGUGGGCUGCGGCGCGUGCCACACGGUGGUGCUGAUGAAGAACGGCGAGGUGUGGGCCAGCGGCGCCGGCGUGUUCGGCCAGCUCGGCGCAGGACACACGCACAAGGCCUCGCUGCCCCUGCGCGUGCCGCUGCCAGACCCCAGCAUCAGCAUCGCCGUCGGAUACUUCCACAAUUUAGCUUUAAGCAACAAGGGCAUGGUGUGGUGUUGGGGCGCGAGUCCGCAGCAGGUCCGCGCGGCGGCGGCGCGGCGGGCGGGGGACUCCCCCCCGCCGCCCCCCGCGCCCGACACGCACCUCACGCCGCGGCGCCUGCUCACCGGCCACGUGCGCGGCGACAUCGUGCAGUUGGCAGCAGGCUGGCACCACUCUUGUAUACUCGAUAACUUCGGUAACCUUUACUGCUGGGGCCUCAACUUUGAUGGACAAUUGGGAAGUGGCGAUAGAAAACAGAUGCAGAUACCAACAGAAAUAAAAAUACGCACAGAUGCGCAACCAGAAACAGUAAAAAAUAAUAACUCUAAGACUCCAGACGUCGAAACAAAGGACUUUAGAACUAAAGCCUUGGUGGCGUGCGGAGGCGACUUUACUAUUUACAUCGAUAAUGAUGGAAGAAUUUAUGCAACAGGCAACACCCAUCUACAGACUAAUAACGAAAAAGACAAAUUGUCAAAUCGUGUCAUAAUGAUGAAAACAACAAAGCGAGUGAUUAAAAUACCAGCAAAUCGAGGUAACAACAAAUUCUUAUUUCAACCUAUCGACAGAAUUGACAUCAUGUUUCCUUUCGACAUUGAUGAUUUACAAAGGAAACCCAUUGAAGCCAGAUUGAACCCGCUCGAUUCUAUAAAUGCCUUUAAAAAUAAAUCAUGGGCUGACGACAUUAUUCUUAUUCUUAAAUCGUGGAUUAAUGAAGAAAAUUUUAAGGGAAAUUGUAACAUGGCAGCAAAGUUUGCAUAUCAUAACAAAGUAUACUCAGAAUGCUUAAGGUUACUAUUAGAAAAUUUAAAGUCUGAAACAAAACAUGAUCAAAUUUACGUAACACACGCCACGACAGAAGACAAUGAAGAUUCAAGUUUUGAAUCAAAACAUCUUACAAGGAAAGACGAACUCAUAAUAACAAUAAAAAGCAUUAUGUCUAAGCGCAUAAAAGAUGUGUCAAUGUCUAUUCUAAACGAAGAAGCAUAUCCCCCCAUAGAUCAAUCUACCUUUAGGGCAAUACCAUGCUGCUGUGAUGAGUUGAAAUAUCGUAUAAAAGGAGCAUCUCCAAAGUCGAUUAUUACCAAAACUGAUGGCGACAUUUCUGUUAAAGCUGCCGAGGUUAUAGACAAAUGUAUGAGUAUUUUUCCUGUAGAAUCCGAUUUGUGGGAAUUAUGCUUCCGCUUUGCUAAGAACUUUUAUGUGGAAAACGAUUUAUCUAUAUCUGACCUGGAAGUGGUGUUGCGUAAAUAUAUGGAAACGAAUGCCACAACGAUGGCUGCAGCUGUCAUGUAUUCCAGUGAUUGUACUCAAUACAGCGAAAUUUUGUCACCAAAAUUUUAUCUGAACAUGUGCAGUCAAGUUUUAAAUACUUGGAGUUCAUGAUUGGUUAUUUUUUCACAUCAUCUGCUUGGCCUUAAUUUACCCUACCACACAAUUCACCUUUGUGUUGUUUUUCACAUGUAAUCAAAUUCUUAUAUUGUGUGACCAAAUUAUAAUACUGGGCCUCUAUCAGCAAGUAGAGGAGUGCUGCAAUUGCCUAAAUUGGUGGGCCAUUUUUUAGUACUCUUGAAUUUAUAUCUUCUACGGAUAUAUUAGUCAAACCAUAUACUCAUUAGAUCAUUAUUGUAUGCCAUCUUUAUUAUAAACAAAAUAUAAUAUUAACUUGCGUGUUGUUUGAUUAAGCCAUUAUUUAGGUAGGUUUGUAAAACAAAAAUAUUUCCACUAAUCAAGAUAACCGUAAAAUACAAUAAUUAUUAUGGUAAAAGCAUAAACCCAUUGUUUUUGUAUGAAUGGACACCAUCACACAAUAUUUAUUAGAGCAGCUAUAUGUAUAAAUAAUUAUAAUUUAUGUUGAACUGUUAUGGUUGUUAUAAAGUAGUGAU
This is a messenger RNA of Trichoplusia ni (cabbage looper), 4650 nucleotides long. RefSeq lists its product as uncharacterized. Bases 8 to 4150 code for a protein of 1380 amino acids. The record is from RefSeq and is a predicted model, not a curated record. The transcript is spliced from 19 exons. Gene Ontology annotation, molecular function: protein binding. Lineage: Eukaryota; Metazoa; Arthropoda; Insecta; Lepidoptera; Noctuidae.